UCCUGUAGCAAGUAGAUAAAAAAUCCGCCGCACCCCCUGAGUUUAAUUUUCUCUCUUUCAACAGUGGUAUAGAUUAGCUUUUUGCUUUCCAUAUUAGCCCUCAAAAACUAUUUGAAAUCUAUUUUGCGUGAAGCCCCGCCAUUUGUUGCUCGUGUUCUACACAACAAAUUUGAGUUUCUACUACUCCAACCUGAAUUUGAAAUUUCGUUUCAGAGACGAAAGGUAUCCGUGCUUAACCAUCUGGUGUAUUACUGGAGAGGGCGGCUGCAUUUGAGGGUUACAUCGUCGCCGAUUACCAUCGAGACUUGUACUUGUCUUUGUUGGUUCCCAAUAAAAAAAUGGCGAUUGAUGACGCUACAGUAUUGUGCCUGUAUAUGUUGAUGGAAGAACAAGUUCUACAUCAACAUUUAUUUUUUCUACUUCUAGCUUAUCACAUUAUAGUGAUGUCAUCGCGUAAACGAAAAAGGGGUUAUAAGACAUUUGGUAUAAUUGAACGAAUCCCGAACCAAGUCAUGCAUAUGAAUAGGCUUGUCGGUGUUAACGAUGUAGAUUGUCUUGCAAAUUUGCGCAUGGACCGCAACACAUUCGGUCGACUUUGCAUUUUGUUGCGCGAUUUAGGUGGUUUAUCAAAUGGGAGGUACAUUACUAUAGAAGAACAAGUUGCGAUGUUUUUUUCCGUCUUAUCACAUCACAAGAAAAAUAGGGUAGUUAGAUUUUAUUUCUAGCAAUCUGGACAAACUGUAUCCAGAUUUGUGCACUUGGUCCUGAAGGCAAUACUGAAAUUGCAUGCGAUUUUACUCGUCAAACCCAUUCCCGUUCCACAAGACUGCAUGGACAAUAGGUGGAAAUGGUUCAAGGGCUGUUUGGGUGCACUCGAUGGUUCUUAUAUAAAUGUGACUGUGAGCAAUUGUGACAAGCCAAGGUACCGGACUCGAAAGGGACAAAUAUCAACUAACACCCUCGCGGUUUGUGAUAGAAAUAUGCAAUUUGUUUAUGUGCUCCCUGGUUGGGAAGGCUCCGCAGCCGAUUCGCGGAUAUUGCGGGAUUCCUUGACACGGGUGCACGGGUUGAGGGUGCCUAGAGGCUGUUAUUAUCUUUGCGACAACGGAUACGCCAAUAGUGAGGGGUUCCUUACACCGUAUAAGGGAAUUCGCUAUCAUUUAAAGGAGUGGGGCCCAAACACGUCUCGCCCGCAAAAUGCAAAGGAAUUGUUCAACCUACGACAUGCAAAGGCACGAAAUGUUAUUGAACGUGCUUUCGGCGUCAUGAAGAUGCGUUGGGGGAUUUUGAGAAGCGCCACUUUCUACCCUGUGAAAACCCAAAACCGUCUAAUAAUGUCGUGUUUCAUUUUGCAUAAUUUCAUCCGCGCGGAGAUGACCAACGAUCCGCUUGAGCAGGAAUUUGACAAUGCAAACGUUAACAAUGAUGAAGAUGUUGAAGGCGAUGGUGAAGUCAUCGAUGGGAUAGAGGCAUCCCCAAUGUGGAAUGCUGAGAGAGAUUUACUUGCCCAAUCGAUGUGGCUUAAUUAUCAAAACAAUAUUUGAGCUAUGUGUUGUUGUAUAAAUUGAUGUUGAAACUUGAGUAGUUUUGUGUAGCAGCAUGUUUCUAUGGGAACUAAGACUUAUUCAGCAUAUCUAAUAGGCUAGUAUGAAUUUUCUUUUGUUU
Molecule: messenger RNA, 1665 nt
Organism: Salvia miltiorrhiza (redroot sage)
Lineage: Eukaryota; Viridiplantae; Streptophyta; Magnoliopsida; Lamiales; Lamiaceae
Exons: 5
Coding region: 831-1544 (237 amino acids)
Source: RefSeq, a predicted model, not a curated record